AUGAAGACUGGAAAUAAGCUGAAGACAAAACAGAUUGUGGACAGUACAUUUGAAAAUGUUAAAAGGGAAAAGAUGAUGAGUUUCGGUUCUUACCGAGGCCCCAAGGAGGCUAUGCUAUUGGUGGGAUGGGGAUUGACACCUCCACCCACGGACAUCUCUGCCACAGACACUCCACCCACGGACACUCUCUGCCACAGACACUCACCCACGGACACUCUUCUGCCACGGAACACUUUCACCCACGGACACUCUUCAUUGCCACGGACACUCUCACCCCACGGUGACCUCUUCUACCCACGGUACACCACUGCCCACGGACACUCUCACCCACGGACCGCUCUCACCACGGGAACACUCUCUGCCUACGGACACUCUCAACCCACGGACACUCUCUGCCACGGGACACUCUCACCCUACGGACGGCUCUCCACCCACGGACCUUUCUGCACGGACACUCUCACCCACGACACUCUCACCCUACGGACACUCUUCACGCCACGGACGCUCUCACCCACGGACACUCUGCUGCCACGGACGAUCUCACCCACAGAACCACUCUCUGCCACGGACACUCUCACCCAACUGGACACUCUCUUGCCAGGACUUUUCUCACCCACAGACACUCUCUGCCACGGACACUUCACCCACGGACGCUGCGUCAUCCACGGACACUCUCGCCACGACGAAUCUCAAAACCCACAGACACUCUCUGCCACGGACACCUCAACCCACGGACACUCUCUGCCCACGGACUUUCUCACCACAGACACUCGUCUGCCACGAACACUUCACCCACGGACACUCUCUAGCCAAGGAACACUCUCACCCCACGGACACUUCUUUGCCACGGACACUUUCACCACGGACGCUCUCACCCACGGGACACUUCUCUGCCCGGACGAUCUCACCCACAGGAACACUCUCUGCACGGGACACUCAUCCCACGGGACGAUCUCACCCACAGACACUCUUGCCACGGACCACUCUCCACAAACGGACACUCUUCACCCACGGACGACCACUCUCACCCACGGACACUCUCCUUGCCACGGACACCUCUCACCCACGGGACCGCUCUACACCCACGGGACACUCUCACCCACGGACCGCUCUCACCCACGGACACUCUCUGCCACGGACGUAUCUCACCCACAGACAAUCUACUGCCACGGGACCACUCUCACCCAUGGACCUCUCUUGCCACGGGACUCUUUCUCACCCAACGGGCACUCUCACCCACGGACCACUUCUCACCUCACGGGACACUCUCAGCCCACGGACACUCACCCACGGACACUCUCCUGCCAUCGGACUUUCAUCACCCAGCGGGCACUUUCUCACGCCACGGACACUUCUCACCCACGGACACUCACCCACGGACACCUCUCUGGCCACGGGGACGCUUUCCACCCACAGACACUCUCACCCACGGACACUCUCACCCACGGACACUCUCACCCAGGACACUCACCCACAGAAACUCUCUCCCACGGACACUUCUUCAUGCCACGGACGCUCCACCCACGGCGCACUUCUCUGCCACGAACGCUCUCACCCACAGACACUCCUCACCACCGGACACUCUCACCCACGGACACACCACAGAAACUUCUCUCCCACGGGACACUCUUCACCCACGGACAACUUCGUCUGCCACGGACGCUCUCACCCACAACCACUCUCUGCCACGGACACUCUCUUGCCACGGACCUUUUCUCACCCACGGGCCCUCUUCAACCCACGGACACUCCUCACCCACGGACUACUCACCCACGGACCACUUCUCUGCACGGGACACUCUCACCCACGGACACUCUCACCCACGGACACUCUACCCACGGAUACUCACCACGGAUACUCUCUCCCACGACACUCUCCAACCCAUGGACACUCUCUGCCGACGGAUUCGCUCUCACCACGGACCGCUGUCUCACUCCAACGGACACUCACCCAACGGACACUCUCUGCCACGGGACACUCACCCAAGGAAACACUCUGCCACGGAACACUCUCACACGAAACACUCUCACCCACGGACACUCUCUGCCUACGGACGCUCUUCAUCCCGACGGGACGCUCUCACCCACGGACACGUGCUCACCCACGGGACACUCUCACCACGGACACUCACCAUGGACACUCUCACCAACGGACUACUCUUCUCACGGGACAACUCUUCACCCACGGACACUCUCACCAACGGACACUCUCACCCACGGACAUCUCACCCACGGGACACUCUCACACCACGGACACUCUGCACGGACACUCUCGGCCACGGGACACUCAUCACCCACGGACGACUCCUGCCACAGGUACACUCUCACCCACGGACACUCUCCACCCACGGACACUCUCACCCACGACGCUUCUCUGCCAUGGACACUUCUCUGCCACGGACACUCUCACCCACGGACACUCACCAACCGGAAGCAAUCUCUGCCACGGACCCGCUCUCUGCCACGGACGCUGCCAGGGACACUCUCACCCACGGACGGAUCUUCUGGCCACGGACGCCUCUUGCCACGGACACUCUCAACACACGGACACUCUCACAAACACGGACUCUUCUGCCACGGACACUCUCACCCACGGACACCUCACCACGACCACUCUCACCCACGGGACACUCUCUGCCACGGACGCUCUCUGCCAAAACGGACGCUCUCACCCACGGACGCUCUCACCCAUCGGACGCUCUUCACCCACGGACACUCUCACCACGGGACGCUCUCACCCACGGACACUCACCCACGGACACUCUCUGCCAAACGGAACUCUCACCCACGGACACUCUCACCCACGAGACGCUCUCACCACGGGACGCUCUCUGACCACGGGACACUCUCACCCACGGGACACUCUCACCCACGGACACUCACCCACGGGACCUCUCACCCAACGACACUUACCCACGGACACUCUCUUGCCACUUACCACGUCCACCCCACGGACACUCUCACCCACGGACACUCUCUGCCCACCUUGAACACUCUCACCACGGACACUCACCCACGGACACUCUCACCCACGGACACCCUCACCAGCGGACACUCUCCACCCACGGACGCUCUCACCCACGGACGCUCUCGCACGGGACACUCUACCCACGGACACUUCUCAACCCCCACGGACACUCUCACCACACGGACCUCUCACCCACGGACGCUCUCACCCACGGACGCUCUCACCCACGGACACUCUCACCCACGGACGCUCUCACCCACGGACGCUCUCACCCACGACCACUCACCCAACGGACCACUCACCCACGGGACACUCACUCACGGACCACUCUCCCCACGGACACUCUACCCACGGGACACUCUCUGCGACGGCACUCUUUCACCCACGGACACUCAAUCACCCACGGACAACUCUCUGCGCGGACACUUCUCACACCAGGAACUCUCACCCACGGACAACCUGCCACGGACGCUCUCACCAACGGGGACACUUCCCACGGGACGGCUUCUCACCCAUGGACACUCACCCACGGACACUUCCCAACGGACGGGGCUCAUCACAACCAACGGACACUCUCUCCCUCGGAAAAAGCCUGGCACACGGCCACCUAGCUGCGCAGCCGCCGCCGUAGCUUCCCCGAAAAGCGCGUUAGGGGUCAUCCGUGCAUUCGUUACGGGCGGCGGAAUCGACCUUACGGAACGGAGGCGUAGUCCUGUCUUGCCUCCGAAGCGUCCGACGGUGAGUGGUUCCUUCACACGGCCCACAGGAGCUCCGGACACCACCUCUGCACUAAGUACUUUAUGGUCCCGUUCGUGCGAGUCCGAGGAAGGUGUCCAGGGGCGUACUUUGGGCUCGAAGAAACGAGCUUUGCUAACUCCAUAA
Molecule: messenger RNA, 3849 nt
Organism: Penaeus vannamei (Pacific white shrimp)
Lineage: Eukaryota; Metazoa; Arthropoda; Malacostraca; Decapoda; Penaeidae
Source: RefSeq, a predicted model, not a curated record